This is a messenger RNA of Triticum aestivum (bread wheat), 1601 nucleotides long. Its product is annotated as benzyl alcohol O-benzoyltransferase. The record is from RefSeq and is a predicted model, not a curated record. Bases 67 to 1473 code for a protein of 468 amino acids. The transcript is spliced from 2 exons. Lineage: Eukaryota; Viridiplantae; Streptophyta; Magnoliopsida; Poales; Poaceae.
UCCUACCUCCUCCUAGUGCAAUAGCUGCCGGCCGGCCAAGACACGGAGCACCGAGCGCGCAUAGGCAUGGCGGGGUCUCCGGCGUUGAAAUUCACGGUGCGCCGGCAGCCAGUGGUGCUUGUGGCGCCCGCGGGGCCGACGCCGCGGGAGCUGACGCGGCUCUCGGACAUCGACGAUCAGGACGCGCUGCGGUUCCAGCUCCCCAUCAUCCACUUCUUCCGGCGACACGACGGACGGGACGACGACCCUGCGCCGGUGCUACGCGACGCCAUCGCGGCGGCGCUCGUGCACUAUUACCCACUGGCUGGUCGGUUGAGGCAGCUCGAGGGCCGCAAGCUCGCCGUCGACUGCACCAGCGAGGGCGUGCUGUUCGUCGAGGCCGACGCCGACAUCCGCCUCGACCAGUUCGGCGCCGCCCUGCAGCCGCCUUUCGCGUGCCUCGACGAGCUCCUGUUCGACGUCCCUGGCUCCUCCGGCCUCCUCGACACCCCAAUCAUCCACUUCCAGGUGACAAGGCUAGCAUGUGGAGGCUUCAUCAUGGCGUCGAAGAUACAACACACGGUGCUGGACGGGCCAGGGAUGGUGCAGUUCCUGGCUGCCGUGGCGGAGCUGGCGCGGGGAGCAGUGGCACCGACGGUGCGGCCGGUGUGGGCACGAGAGCUGCUGAUGGCUAUGCACGACGACCCGGCGCCACCUACAGUAUUCACGCACCGAGAGUAUGACGACGUGCCGGAUGCCAGCCGCACCAUCAUGCCCCUCGAGUCCAUGGUGCGCCGCCCCUUCUUCUUCGGGCCCGGAGAGCUCAGCACCAUCCGCUCCCACCUCCCGCCGGCCGUCCGUCGCAGCGCCACCGCGUUUGAUCUCCUCACGGGGUGCUUGUGGAGGUGUCGCACCGUGGCGCUGGCCCCCGUCGCCCACGAGGAGAUGCGGAUGAUUUGCCUCGUCAGCCCCCGAGGCCGGAAGCAGCAGGACGGCGGCACCCCCGUCGUCCCUGUCGGCUACUACGGCAACGCGUUCGCGUGCCCGGUCGCCAUCUCCACGGCCGGCGACCUUUGUGCCAACCCGGUGAGCUACGCCGUGGAGCUGGUGAUGAAGACCAAGAGGGAGGUGGACAUGGAGUAUCUGAGGUCGGUGGCACGCCUCAUGGUGCGGCGGGGGCGGCCGCACUUCACGAUGGUGCACGCAUACGUGAUGGCGGACGUAUCUAAGUUUGGGUUCCGCGACCACGACUUCGGGUGGGGCACACCGGUCUACGGCGGAAUGGCCGAAGGUGGCAUCGGCCAUAUGGCCGGGGACACCAGCUUCCUCAUCGCCGUCAAGAAUUCCAAGGGUGAGGACGGCCUCGUGGUGCCCGUGUGCCUGCCUAGUCCCGUCAUGGACAAGUUCGUGGAGGAGAUGAGAAGGUUGAUGCACCCGGCCGUCGGUGCCGUGGCCGUACCGCGGCAACUUCCUGUGAUCAGAUCUCCUAUAUGAACCGAGUCCGGCCAGCCUACCAUAAAUAAGCCGGAGUUGAGUUAUGCAUGGUAUACUCCCUCCGUUCCUAAAUAUAAGGUUUUUUACUGAUUCUAUAAUAGGGACUACAUGCAGAGCAAAACAAAUGA